This is a messenger RNA of Humulus lupulus (European hop), 3034 nucleotides long. Its product is annotated as U-box domain-containing protein 5-like. Gene Ontology annotation, cellular component: cytoplasm; nucleus. Bases 614 to 2518 code for a protein of 634 amino acids. The transcript has 7 exons. Gene Ontology annotation, molecular function: protein binding. Lineage: Eukaryota; Viridiplantae; Streptophyta; Magnoliopsida; Rosales; Cannabaceae. The record is from RefSeq and is a predicted model, not a curated record.
CUCUCUAUCAAACCCCAACCAUACAAACUCUCUCUCUCCAAACCAAGCCUCACAAACCAUUUCUCUCUAAACCCACCCAGCAUCCGAACCCAAGUGCGAUUUCGCACUUCCUUCGCGCGAGAGUAGGCGUAACUUCGAGCCCAUCCCCCCGACAACCCACACCCAGACGCGAACCACCUCCUCACCUCCAUCUCCGUCGCUGGGCCUAUCUGAGAGUCUCAUCGAUCCCAAGAUCCAUCGCCACCCCUCUGCAACUCGUAUGCAGAAUCCUGAACCCCAGCACUCCAAGCCGAGAACCCAGAACCGGAAAUCUCCAACCGAAAUAUCUAAUGAGUCGUGACUUGAGCUGUUUUAAUUGAUUCUGUAAUCCGGUUAUCGGUACUGUACCAAAGCGAGUAACAGUAAUUCAUAUUCGAGGAUCGCUAUUCUCUCUCAACCAAUUGUCAGAAAGAGCUAAGAAGACAUUGAUACAGGUCAUUUAUCUCUAUAUUCAUGGUGAUGUACCACAAUUCCUUCCACGAGUAAAGAAGGAGAAGAAGAUUAGAAUACAUGAAUUCUUGGACACCCUCACCUUGCAAGUGGUUCUUUAGGAUACUUGGUGAUUUCCUAUGAUAUGGCAACUCAUGUUGCUGAAGUGGAGGUGAAAAUGUCAUACAAGUACUUCUUUAAGGUUCAUCAUAGAAUGUGCUCAGAACUUAUGGCAUCAGUCGACAGGAUAUCAAAGUUAUUUCCAGAAAUAACUACCACUAUACCUAGGUGUUCAACAGGAAUAUAUGCUGUAUCUGUGUUAAAACAAGCAAUCGAAAAAGCAAAGUUGCUCCUACAGUAUUGCAGCGAAGCUAGUAAACUCUUCCUGGCACUAACGGGGGAUGUGAUACUUUCAAGAUGUACAAAAAUUAGGAGCACAUUGAAGCAAAGUUUAUGCCAAAUUCAAGACAUGGUUCCAGCUUUACUAGCAUCAGAGAUCUCAACCAUAAUUGAUGAUCUUGCGGCAGCAACUUUCAUUCUGGAUCCAUAUGAAGAAGAGGCUGGGAAGGUUCUACAAGAGUUGAUCCAUGGAGGUACUUCUUCAUCAGAUUCCAUGGAAACUUCUGAAAUUAGAGCUCUUCAACUUGCAGCGUCAAGGCUCCACAUUUUAUCACCCAAGGAUAUUCUAUUAGAAAAAAGAUCAAUUCAAAGGUUGCUGCAUAGGGUUUCUGAGACUGAUUCUACUAAGAAGAAGAUAUUAACAUACUUCUUGUAUCUAUUCAAGAAGUAUGGAAACUUGGUCAUCCAAGAUCAAACAGAAACUGCCUCUGCUUGUUGUCGAAGCUCAUUUCAAUUGGAAAGUUCUGGUAAUGACUCUACAAGUAAUCGAUCUGCUGAAGUAGAACCGCUCACCGACCCAAGUACAGCACCAGAAGCACUGCACUCAUUGGAGUUUUCUUCAACUUCCAUUGCUAGCUUUAGCAGUUCCAUGAAUGACAUACGACUGCAAAUGGAUUUUAGCAAUGUAUCGCUUGGAUCCAUAGACGCCAGUUUCGGUUCGGAUUCUUCACGCAAUAAGACAACCAAUGGCUUGAAUUCUGCACAGAUUGAUGAUGGUUCUGGUAAAUUUCAAUCAUGUACUAAAAACACUGAGCCUGAGUUGGAAUUUUUAUCCAACCUGGGUGAGCUUUCUUGGGACUCCCGAUGGAAGGUUGUUGAAGAAGUCAAAAGGCAUUUGAAACGCAAUGAAAAAACCUAUUAUUCUCUGUCAAAUGAGAAUUUUGUUGAACCACUGGUAGCAUUUUUAAGGGAUGCACAUGAUUCUAAUGAUGUAAAUGCUCUGAAGAAUGGAUUGCAGUUACUGUUGACAUUUGUGAGCAAAAACAGGAAUGAAGGACUGUAUCUACGUGAAGAUGCAUUUGGUCUCUUAUCAUCAUUUCUGGAUUCAGUAGUAGCUGAAGAAGUUUUCACCAUCAUGGAAGUUUUGUCCAGCUACCCUUAUUGUAGAUCAAAGAUCCUGGCUUCUGGUGCUCUAAAAUCCAUUAUAAGAGCUCUCAACUCACAGAUCAGAGAUUUACAGGAGAACGCAGUAAAAGUUUUGUGCAACUUGUCCUCAAACCAUGACAUUUGUUCUCAUAUUGCUUCUUUUGAGUGCAUCCCAAAGUUGGUUUCCUUGCUUACUGAUAAAGCUCUUGUUGAAAAGUGUCUAUUUAUAAUGAAAAAUCUCUGCAAUACUGAAGAGGCUAGGACAUCUGUUGCUGAGACUAGCGGAUCCAUUGCUUCUAUUUCUGAAGUUCUUGAAAAUGGCAGUUCCGAAGAGCAAGAGCAUGCUGUUGAUAUCCUCCUCUCUUUAUGCUCUCAACGAAUUGAAUAUUGUGAGAUGGUCAUGGAUGAGGGCGUCAUCCCUCCUCUUGUCAACAUUUCUAUCAAUGGGAGCGAUAGGGGUCGGGUGAAUGCGUUGGAACUUCUCCGGCAACUAAGAGAUGUUAGCAGUGAGCCAGAAUGCCCUACAUUUGAUCUUGAUGCUAACAGAGAGCAAUCACAUUACUGAAAAACAACCGUCUAAGACAUCACGAUUCUUUGGGAGAAUUACGAGGUUCUCAAAAAACAAUGGGAAAAGAAAAUGAAGUUUAUGUCUUCAGCUAGAUUCAGAUAAGGUAGUCUCAGAAUCUUUUCUGGUUUUGAUCAAUGAUCAAUAAGAGAAUUGAGAGCUUUGUUCUUAAAUGGAGGGGAGAUGCAACCUGUCUUAGCUUAGCCAGGCUUGAUGUUUUUUUUUUUUGCUCUACUAGUUAUGCAGUUUCUAUUUUAAUUAUUAUUAUUAUUUAUUUUAUAUAAUUUUCUCUUUUAGGAGUGCCAAUUUAUUUGUCAUUUAUAGUGCAUGGAUACAAAAAAUGUAUAGUUCUGUAGUACUUGAUGUAUCUCUGCCGUUGACUUGUGGAUUGGUUCGGAUGCAUAUAUAAAAGAUGUGUUUUUGUACAGUUCCAUGUUUGCUCCUCUUGAACUUGAAAGAUUAUUUGACGAGUUUGGUUCUAAUGACAAUUAUUCUAAGUGCCCUUGAGAAUUGAAA